This is a messenger RNA of Rotaria sp. Silwood1, 1035 nucleotides long. Lineage: Eukaryota; Metazoa; Rotifera; Eurotatoria; Philodinida; Philodinidae. The record is from the annotation of a GenBank genome assembly.
AUGAAACUUCAUCAAAUUCAUGCUGAAAUACCAAAACAAGAAGUAAAUUUUGAAGCAAUAUUUCCAUUUUCAACUAAUCCAGAUGGAUUUGAUACAUAUUUAUCUAUAAAUAUAAAACAACCAAUUGUUCAUACUAAUCUUUCAUUUUCACCAUUUAUUCAAGCUGAUAAUAUUCUUCUUGAUAUUCAUAUACAUUAUCCUCGUAUAUGGAAUUCAAUUCAAGAUUGGAAUGUUGAUAUAAAAACAGAAAAAGCACAAAUUUAUUUCAUAUUUGUACAUAAAAAUUUCUUUCAAGCUUUAAUCAAUGAUUGGGCAUCAUCAAUACCACCUGAUAUUUAUUCAUAUGCAUCAUUUAUUUAUAAUAUAACUAUAGAUAGACAAUAUGUUGAAGUUUUAGUACCAUGUAAUCAAGGUAAUUGGAUUGAUUGUACAAAUGAUAAACAACAACCAGUGGAAAAUAAUUAUAUUUUCGUCUGGGCAAAAUCAAUCUCAUUAAAAUAUCCAUUACUAUUUUUAGAAUUUUGUCCAACAGUUACACCAAUGGAUAUCGCAAUUGAAGUUAAUGAUGUUUUCGCUCGUCUUGUUAUACCAGAAAGUAGUCGAAUGUAUUAUAUUCGUGAAGGAAUUGAUGCUCAUAAACGAUUUUAUAUACCCAAUGGAAUUAAAUCUCAAUUAUCUUUAUCAGAUGCAUUUGAAAGACGUGAUCGUUGUUUUGAUUGUUGUAAAGUUAAUAAUAUAAAAAAACUUGUUCAAAUUCUUCUUCAUACUUCAUCAUCAAUUGAUACGAAUAGAUCUGAUCUUUUAUAUAUUCAACAUGUUAAAUCAAUGGAUAAUCGUCAAACGUUUCAUCCAAAUAAAUUAGAUUAUGAUGUAUUUAAUAUUGAAAUUGAUAUUGGUCCAGUAAAUUUAUUUUUAUAUGGUUUUUUUUUAAAAAAACUUUGGUGGAUUAAAGAAGGUUUAUUUGAUUGGGAUCAAAUAUAUCAUGAUAUACGUGAACCUGAAUUAAUAUGUGAAAAAAAAAAUUAUUGUACAUGA